Drosophila takahashii is the source of this 1756-nucleotide messenger RNA. RefSeq names its product RYamide receptor (gene RYa-R). The record is from RefSeq and is a predicted model, not a curated record. Gene Ontology annotation, biological process: neuropeptide signaling pathway. Gene Ontology annotation, cellular component: plasma membrane. Gene Ontology annotation, molecular function: neuropeptide Y receptor activity. Lineage: Eukaryota; Metazoa; Arthropoda; Insecta; Diptera; Drosophilidae.
ACAGCCAGCAGUCGAGUUUGAAGAGCCUGGAUUUUGGCGCAGAAUGCUGAGAAAAGUUCUCAACGACUGGAAGUUGGCUUAAGAGUUUGCGGUUGUUUCCGGUUGACGCGCCUGAAUGGAAUUUGACAAUAGCAUAAUGUUUGGAAGCAGAAGUCGAAUGCCCGGUGGCAUCGACAGGAUGUACUACAUAGCUCCGCAGCAGCCGUUGCUGAGGAACGAGGAGGAGGAUGACUACCAGGAGGGAUCCCUCCUCCUGCCGGACUCCGCUUCACUACUUUACAAUGUCACCAAGGCAUUGCAGACGGGAGAAGAGGAUUCUGCAGUCUAUGGAUAUGGAUCGUCUACGACCCCCAGUGAUUUGCAGUACGAGACAUUCAAUAUCACCUUGAUGAUGAACUUUAGCUGCGAUGGCGAUGACAUUCAGUCGGAGGACCUGUGGUCCAGUGUCUACUUUAAGAGCCUCGUCUACAUGCUGUACAUUCCCAUCUUUUUCUUCGCCCUGAUCGGCAAUGGAACUGUCUGCUACAUAGUUCAAUCCACGCCACGCAUGCGCACGGUCACCAAUUACUUUAUAGCCAGCUUGGCCUUGGGCGACAUCCUGAUGUCCUUGUUUUGUGUGCCCUCGUCCUUCAUCUCGCUGUUUAUCCUCAACUACUGGCCCUUUGGCGUCGUUCUCUGCCAUUUUGUGAACUACUCGCAGGCGGUCUCUGUCCUGGUCACCGCCUACACUUUGGUGGCCAUUAGCAUAGACCGGUAUAUAGCCAUCAUGUGGCCCCUGAGGCCCCGCAUCACAAAACGCUAUGCCACCCUCAUCAUCAGCGGCGUUUGGUUUGUUGCACUUGCCACUGCCUUUCCCAUACCCCUCGUUUCCGGCCUCGAUCUCCCCAGGUCGCCCUGGCACGAGAAAUGUGAGAAAUACAUUUGCCGCGAGAUGUGGCCAUCGCGGACGCAGGAGUACUACUACACACUGUCCCUGUUUGCCCUGCAGUUCGUCGUGCCGCUGGCAGUGCUCGUUUUCACCUACACCAGGAUCGCCAUCCGCGUCUGGGGGAAGCGGCCGCCCGGCGAGGCGGAGAACGCCCGCGACCAGCGGAUGGCACGCUCCAAACGCAAGAUGAUUAAGAUGAUGCUUACGGUUGUGAUUGUGUUUACCAGCUGCUGGCUGCCCUUCAAUAUUUUGCAGCUUUUGCUGAACGACGAGGAAUUCGCCCAUUGGGUGCCACUGCCGUACGUGUGGUUCGCGUUCCACUGGCUGGCCAUGUCGCACAGCUGCUACAACCCGAUCAUCUACUGCUACAUGAACGCCCGCUUCAGGGGCGGAUUCCUGCAGAUAAUGCACCGUGUGCCGGGCCUGCGUCGCUGCUGCUGCCUGAACCGCUAUUUGCGCAGCGGCGGCGAACGCAGCUACGAAGCUACCGGUGAGAUGCCUAACAUCAAGUACCAUCGCCAAGUCGGCGAUGCCCUAGUCAGGAAACCUAAGAUACGCAUUAGGAACGGCCACAGCAUUCCACCUCAAUCGUAUGAACACGUCCACCACGUACAUAAGCACCCGUCGAAAGCCACGAGCGAAUUCUAUGCAAGUGAACCAAUUUUCAUGUGCCGAGACGUCAGCGUUGCGGUAGCUGCCUCGGCAAAAAGUGAAUCACCUGUCCGGCGAGCGGGAAGCUCAGGUGAAAUUAAUGCGAACGGAAAGUGCACUGAGUUCUGAGUGCAAUAACAACAAAAACAGAAUCAACCAAAGAUCGAAUCUCCCACA